Molecule: messenger RNA, 1815 nt
Organism: Dendronephthya gigantea
Lineage: Eukaryota; Metazoa; Cnidaria; Anthozoa; Malacalcyonacea; Nephtheidae
Product: T-complex protein 1 subunit alpha-like
Exons: 1
Coding region: 2-1729 (575 amino acids)
Biological process (GO): chaperone-mediated protein complex assembly
Molecular function (GO): ATP-dependent protein folding chaperone; ATP binding
Source: RefSeq, a predicted model, not a curated record
GAUGGCGGACAAAUUGCAAUUUCAGAUCCAGGAUUCAGCUUUUAGUUUGGAAUUUCUAAAGGAGACGUUUGAGUUUUCAAACAAUACUGCACAGGUUAUAAAGGAUUCUUUCGGUCCAAAUGGAUUAGACAUUUUAUUAUCCACAUCUUCAGGUACGCUACUCCUGACAAACGAUGGAUUUCAAGUAAUAAAAUCGUUGUCUGCAAGUAGACCUGUUGGAAAAUUGAUUUUCCAAGGAUUAACUUUGUUUUAUAAAAACGCUGGGGACUUUUCAAAGAAGUUUAUCUUGCUCCUCAGAGAGUUUCUUUGGGAAGUUUUAGAUAUUGUGUCUUCAGUAGAUAAAAGUUCAUCCAGUGAGCAAAUUUUGUGUAUUUCACAAGGUUUGGAUGAAUUAUUGCAUAAAUAUAUACUUCAAGAAGUUUUUAAUCAACUACAAGCUAUGGGAGUAAUUCACGAAUUCACUGAAAAAAUUGAAGAUCUGCCAAAUUUUUUUACUUCGGUCAUGAAGAGCAGUGUGAUUGGGAAAUUUAGUCCAAAAACAUGCGAGAUUUUUAUCAGUCUUUUACAACAACUUUUUGACGUGGAAGAGACCUCAAAUGAUGUUGAACAUUUAAAACAGAGGACAGAAAAACUAUUGGAUGACUUUUCUAAUACAGUAUGGGAAGUUCCGGGAAAGGCACUGGCCUUCUCAACUGUUAUACCAGGAAUUAUAAUUCCCCGAGAGUUUUCAACCAUAAUAAAAAAACUGCCAAAAUCUUUCGAAAGCAAUUCCUUCAAGUUUGUUAUCCUGGCUUCCUGUCAUGGCUACGAUCUUCCACGAAGUGCCGCAGUCCUGUCUCUAAAACAUUCACAGCAUGUCGACCAUGUGCUCAGGUGGAGAAAACAGCAUAUUGAAAAUCUAGUGAAAACAUUGGCUCAGAAUAAAGUGGAGUUGAUAAUUACAUCAACGAAAUUGCAUGAAACCUUUGUUCAUAUUUGCAACCAGUACCACAUGGCUGCAAUACAUCUAGUAUCCCAUGAAGAUAUUCUGAGAAUUUCUGAUGCAGUUGGUAUACACCCUUUAACUGAGUUGAGCUGCAAUCUCACUCAGUUUAUUGGUGUGGCUACUUCAUGUAAACCAAUCCAAGUUGGACAACAUGUGUAUACACAUUUACAACUUACUAAGAUGUUCGUGAAGAGCAUGGUCCUUUAUGCACCAACAGGUGAACUUUGCCACCAAUAUUCAGUUGGUUUGCAAAACAUGUUAAAAAUACUUAGAAGUUCUUUCAAACAAUGCCCAGACAAGUCAUGGGUUGUGUCCUAUGUCCCUGGUGGUGGGACAUUUGAGCUUGCUCUUGCAAAUAAACUUGAGGAAUACAGGAAUCUUUGUAAGCUCAACCCAAACACGAUGCUUGCUUGCGAGAUAUUAGAAAAAGCUUUGCUCAGCGUGCCUAGAAAAUUAGCGGAGAAUUCAAACAGUAAUUUAUCCACCUUUGAUUUGAGAGCCAAAACGAGGCAUGCAUUAGCUGCUGGAGAACCUGUGUGUGGCUUAGAAAGAAAUGGAAAGUUGGGUUUUCUGAUAAACAAAGGUGUCAUAGAACCAACAAUGGCAAACUACCAUCUGGUUUCAUCUGUAAUACAACUAGUUAUUCAAAUACUUAGAACUGAUAAAGUUAUCCAUGUCAAAACUCUGCCAAAAAAGAGUGUUGAAGUUGAUAGUGAAGGGUCUGAUACUGAUGAAAAUAUGUAAAACUUGCAUCAGACGUAACGUUACUAUAAUAUUUUCAAGAUGAGAAAUUUAGAUUUUUGUUAUGAUUUUAAUAACUAAAGAUGUUC